Molecule: messenger RNA, 354 nt
Organism: Gekko japonicus
Lineage: Eukaryota; Metazoa; Chordata; Lepidosauria; Squamata; Gekkonidae
Product: BTB/POZ domain-containing protein KCTD12-like
Exons: 1
Biological process (GO): regulation of G protein-coupled receptor signaling pathway
Cellular component (GO): postsynaptic membrane; presynaptic membrane
Source: RefSeq, a predicted model, not a curated record
AUCACCAUCGGCUACCGCGGCUCCUACACCAUCGGGCGGGAGGCGCCGGCCGACGCCAAGUUCCGCCGCGUGGCGCGCAUCACCGUGUGCGGGAAGACGGCGCUGGCCAAGGAGGUCUUCGGCGAGACGCUCAACGAGAGCCGCGACCCGGACCGGCCCCCCGAGCGCUACACGGCCCGCUACUACCUCAAGUUCAACUUCCUCGAGCAGGCCUUCGACCGCCUCAGCGAGGCCGGCUUCCGCAUGGCCGCCUGCUCCUCCACCGGCACCUGCGCCUUCGCCCCCGAGCAGGGCGGCCUCGCCGACGACAAGAUCUGGACCAGCUACACCGAGUACGUCUUCUGCAGGGAGUGA